Messenger RNA from Rodentolepis nana, 678 nucleotides. The record is from the annotation of a GenBank genome assembly. NCBI's taxonomy places the organism in Eukaryota, Metazoa, Platyhelminthes, Cestoda, Cyclophyllidea, Hymenolepididae.
AUGGAUGCACAACAUGACAAAAUAGUAAAGGAAUUUGAAAUCCUUGAGGCUGCAACAGAGAAGGUAAUUAGCUCUCAAGAAAAAUGCAAGCUAUAUGAAAUAAACCGUAGAAAAUCGCAAGAAGCUAUAAAUCGGUUAAAUGAUCCUAAUACACCUUCGAAUGUUUGGGCAUGUCUUUCACAUCAGUUUUUCAAAGUCCCCAAGAAUCCUUUAAAAACUGCUCUGAGAUCUGAUAUUCAAACACUUGCAGGAGAAGUUGAUGCUCUACGUGCACAAAUCAAAGCAGAUUUAGAGGAACUUCGUGAACUGGAAGGAAAGGAAUCACUAAAAGGGUUUAAUCUUAAGCCGCUUUCUCAGGAUGAAUUAUAUGCUGAUCUAGUAAUUCCGUCAGCUCCUCAGGAUAAGUCUCAUCGACGGUACAAUCCUUUGACACAGGAAUGGGUUGUUGUAUCACCCAAUAGAAUCAGUCGCCCUUGGGUUGGAGCUGUUGAGAAUACGGCCUCCUCUUCAGCUGGUAAGAGUGAGUCUUCUUCCUCUCAGAAAGCUAUACCGAAGUCAACUGCCUUGGCGCCUGGCGCUAUUCGUUCUAAUGGAGCUGUGAACCCGUUCUAUGAGAGCACUUACACCUUUCCAAAUGACUUCCCUGCUUUUGUAAGAAUUAAUUUCAUUUUGCUUUAA